AUGUCAAAUUUUACACCCUCCCAAAAAUUAUCAGACUUGCUGAAACAUGAAGGAAGAUCAAAUUCGAUGCAUUCAUUCUAUAAUAAUAGAUCAUCAUGCUACUCGACGAUUAAUUUGAAUAGCUCGUUGCUGAAUGGAUGGGAUACUCAGAAUCAUCAACCUAUCUCAAUUUUAACUUCGAAUCGAAGUGAUGUCAAAUAGAUCAAUGUCUCUGCCUCAAAAUAAGUAUUGCACUCCUAAUAGUUAAGGAUAUCACAAAUGAGAUAGUAUCAUCUAAACAUGAUAGGAGAUCGUCUACUCAUCUAUUUGUUCAUUCAGGAUUGGAUGCUUAUGAGAAGUACCAGAGUUAGCCAAGGAGAGAUAUGAAGAUAUAUCCAAACUAUAAAUAGGAAUUGCUGCAUGAGGUAGUGAAGAUAGAAAAACCAUUUUAUAUUACUUCUGUUGAAGAGGUCGAAAGGUAUUGGAAAGCAAAGGAGCUCAUGCUACUCAGACAAAAAAGUUAAUUGGAAUUCGAAAUAAAGUUGUAAGCACAACUUGCUAAUAAAAAGCCAGUCAUUCUUAAGGUAGAACCAUUACAAGAGAUCACACAAACCGAAGUUGAAAUAUAAUAAUUAGAAAUAUUAUUGAAGUAUGAGUCCCUAAUAAGAAUAGGAACUAGAACAAGUAGAUUAACGAAUUGAAAUUGGAAAGUGAGGAAUUGGAUGUCAAAUUUGAGAACUUGUUGGAUUAAGACAAUGAUACACAAUUCCUCAGAUAUGAAAAAUAGCUUAAGCAUAUUCAAUAAUCAUUUAAGGAUUUGAAUAGAAGGUUUCAUGAGACUGAAGAACAAAUAUCGAUGAAAGAAAAUGAGAUAGAAUCGAGAAAAAAACAAAUGCAGCGGAAGUCUUCAAUAAUAAUGCCUUCGAAUCUAAGGAACUCUAUGACUGACUCUAAAUUUAAGUAGAGGUCAUCUUUCAAAAGAUAGAGUAUAAACUCUGGAACGAUGAGUCCGACUCGAGUGACCUUCUCAUAGAAGAGCUAACCCUCAGAAGAGUGCAUUAAAUUCAAACAUUGA
Molecule: messenger RNA, 1054 nt
Organism: Paramecium octaurelia
Lineage: Eukaryota; Ciliophora; Oligohymenophorea; Peniculida; Parameciidae
Source: the annotation of a GenBank genome assembly